AUGAUAAUAAAGGAAAGAAAUAAUACUUAUAUAGAAAGAAAAGAAAAAGUAAAACAUCAGAAAAAGAAAAAGGAAAAGGAAAAAAAGGAAAAUGAAAAAUUAGAAAAUAAAAAAAAAGAUAAUAUAAAGAAAAAAAAUGAUAUGAAAAAAAAAAAUGAAAUAGAUAUUAAGAAUAAAAAUGAAGUAGAUAUUAAAAACAAAAGCGAUACUGAUACAAAAAAUAAAAAUGAAAAAGAAUAUGAUGAGAAAAAAAAAAAAAUAGAAAAUGAUAUAAAAGGUAAAAACGAGAAUAAUGAAAAAAAAAAUCAUAUUUUAAAAAAUACAACAUUGAUUGAUACAUAUAUAAUAAAUGAAGAUCCAAAAAAAUUAGGAGAUGAAAAAAUACAUCAUAAAAAUUUUAAUUCAUUAAUAAGAGUUGUAAAUAUAGAAUUAGAAAAAAAUAUAAAAAAUAUAAUAGGAAUAGAUUUUUGUGAUGAACUAAGUAGUAUAAUUUUUAAAAAUUUCCAUUCUGUUGUCAUAAAAAAAAAUUACUUAUUUUCACUUUUUCAAAAAUAUAUGGGCACUGACGAAUUAAUUAUAAUAAAUAACUCUCUAACUGACUAUAAAAUUGAUGAUCUUUUAAUUUUUAGAAAUACUCAAAAGUACUACAAAAAAAAUUAUGCACUAGUUGUAGAUGAGAAAAUAUUCUCUUACUUCAUAAAGAAAGAUAAAAAUGCUGAAAUAAAUUUAGAUGAAAGUAAAAAUAAAAAUAACAGUAUAGUUGGUUCUAAUAAAAAAGAAGAAUUGAAUUGUAUUUUUAUAAAACCAAAAGAAUAUAUUUCAUUGAAUGAAGAAGAAAUUGAAAAUGAAAUAAGAUUAACAAAUAUAAUAGAAAAUAGAAAAAAAUUUAAAAAAUAUAUAUACAUUAAUAAAAAGAAAAAAUUAUUUAUAAAACCUGAAUUUAUGGAAAAAGAUGAAUUCAUCAGCAUUAAAAAUAAUAUAACACCUAAUUCAGUGUUAAAAGAGAAAACUUUAGAUUUUUUUUCAAAAAAUUCAAUUAUACUUCAAAGUAAAGGUUGUCAAACAUAUCAAACAAUAUAUAAAAGUUUAGGAACACAAUAUAAUAUAGAAUUUUUAAAAAAGAAAAAGGAAGAAAUAUUAAAAUCCAAUAAGUUACAUAAAUUUCUUUGUAAAUUUUUUCCAAUUAUUGAAAAAUCUAUAAUAGAAAAUUUAAUCUUAUCACAGAAAGAGGAACAAAAAAAUAAACAGAGCAAUGAUAUUUCCCCAUUUAAAAAUAUAAAAUAUUUAAAUAAAAUAUUUAUAUAUACAGACGUGAAAUAUACAACAGACAAAGUUGUUUUAUUUACAUUUUAUUUAUCUUUAAUAAAUUAUUUAAUAUUUAUAAUAUACGUAAAUAAUUAUAAAAAUAAUAAUUUUAUUGAGGGAGUUAACACAGAUAGUUACAUUCUGGUUUGGUGUUAUAAUAACUACAUAAAUCCAUUAUAUGCUUUAAUAUCUCCAUAUCAAAUUUCGAGUGUUGCUGUAAAUGAAAAGGAUUAUAAUUUGGUUAUUGCUGGAUGUAGUAAUGGAUUGCUAGUCAUUUGGAAAUUACCUGAAAAUUUUUAUGGAAAAUCUAUUUUAGAUUCUAAAAUAAAUGAAAAAACAAUUGAUGUAGAACCAUAUUUGUUUAGUAGUAUUGAACAAUCACAUAAAAGAGAAGUAACCUCUCUUAUAUUUUUAAAAGACAAAAACUUGAUAAUAUAUGAAAAGAAAAUAUCUUUUAGUUAUCAAAAAAAUUACCAUUUAUUAGUUUCGAUCUCUGUUGAUGGAACAAUUUUAAUAUGGGAUGUAACAAAUAUUGAAAUAAUUGAAGUAAAAAAUAACAUGAAAAAAAAGGAAAAAGAACUUACUGAUGAAUUGUAUAGCUUUAAACCAAUUUUUAAGAUAACUACUACUAGACCAAAUACGGAAUAUUCUUUGGGAUUUACAUAUCUUCAUUUUAUAGAGAUUAAUCAAAAUGUUUCAUCAUUUUUCGCAUUUUCAGAAGAAGGAGAAUAUAUAAUUGGAAAUUUGUAUGGAUGUAUGCAAAAAGAGAAAAACUAUUCUAUUAUCAACAAAAUAAAUGAUGAUUAUAAAAAUUAUAAGACAUUGUUAUGUGUAAAGAGAAAUAAUAUCUUGAAAUAUUUAAUUCUAACUUUAACUGAUACAAAUUUUUAUUUAUGGAAAGAAAAUGAAGAACACCCUUUGUAUAUUUCUCCCAAGAGUAAUGAAAUUUAUUCUUGUUGUGAAUUUAGUCAAACAAAAAUUAGUGUAAUAUUUAUAGGAAAAAUAAAUGGACAAAUUGAAAUAUGGAAUUUAUUAGAUCAAAAAAAUCAUUAUAUAUAUUCAUUAACUAUUAGUAGUUAUAGCUUAACAUGCAUAAGUAUUUUUCAAAAUUAUGACUCUACUUUAUUUAAAAGCUUAGAAAAAAAAACGAAACCAGUAAAAAUUGAUGAUAUUGAUAUUAUUUAUGAAAAUUGUGAUGAAAUUAUAGACACAAAUGAAUAUUUAAUGAGUAAAAAUGAAGAUGAUAUUUUUAAGUAUGCCUACAACAAGAUUAUAAUUGGAGAUUCUAGUGGAUGUGUUUUUGUUUAUGAAAUUGAAGAAAAUUUAUUGAAUUCAUCAAAAGAAGAAAUUAGAGAAUUUUCACUAUGGAUAGAAAACAGAAUAUAUGUGAAUAAACAAAAAUUAAAAAGACAAUUAGAAUUAUUUGAGGAAAAGGAAAAAAUGUUAAUGAAAGAUGAAAAAAAAACAAAUGAAAGGAAAGAACAAUUAAAAACUAAACUUGAAGAAGAUUAUAAAAAUAUAUUAGAGAAAUAUAAAAGCUAUUUAUUAGGUCAAAAAAUAUAA
Messenger RNA from Plasmodium gallinaceum, 2868 nucleotides. Its product is annotated as dynein intermediate chain, putative. Gene Ontology annotation, cellular component: inner dynein arm. The coding region runs from base 1 to 2868 and encodes 955 amino acids. Gene Ontology annotation, molecular function: dynein heavy chain binding; dynein light chain binding. Gene Ontology annotation, biological process: cilium movement involved in cell motility; inner dynein arm assembly. The record is from RefSeq and is a predicted model, not a curated record. The transcript has 17 exons. NCBI's taxonomy places the organism in Eukaryota, Apicomplexa, Aconoidasida, Haemosporida, Plasmodiidae.